Schizophyllum commune H4-8 is the source of this 897-nucleotide messenger RNA. RefSeq lists its product as uncharacterized. The coding region runs from base 1 to 897 and encodes 298 amino acids. The transcript is spliced from 7 exons. Gene Ontology annotation, molecular function: transferase activity, transferring alkyl or aryl (other than methyl) groups. The record is from RefSeq and is a predicted model, not a curated record. Lineage: Eukaryota; Fungi; Basidiomycota; Agaricomycetes; Agaricales; Schizophyllaceae. Gene Ontology annotation, cellular component: membrane.
AUGGCUGUCAAGCUUGUUCGUUCCGCGUUUGACACCCCACGCGCGAUGGUAGACACCGUCCUCGGCGGUCUCUACACGGGCUACCUCUUCAGCAAGUCUGACAUCGUACCCAUCCUUGGGCCUGCGCUGUCUAUGAGCAUGGUCCUUGCAGGACCAACGGAUCUGGUCGCGUUCCUGGAGGGAUUUGCCUGGACGGAGCUGCAUCUCAUGGCCUUCGAGACCAAGAACCAGAUCGUCGGUCUGGACGAGGACAAGCUCGCGAAGCCGCACCGGCCCAUCCCCUCCGGACGCAUCAGCCCCGAGGCGACGCAGACGCUCUACCUCUGCCUCAUCGUCGCGUCGCUCCUCAUGAGCGUCCGCCACGGGCUGCUCACCCCCAGUCUCAUCUAUUUUGCCGCCAUCAUCGCGUACAACGAGUUCGGCCUCGCGCGCAACUGGGUCGCCAAGUCCGCGCUGUCGGCUAUUGGCUACAUCUGCUACUGCUGGGGCAUGUCCGUGUGCUUUGACCACGACCGCCCGCUGUCGAGCCUGUCGAUGACCGCCCUUGUGAUGACCGGGCUAAUCUUCGCUACCACGGGCCAGGCGCAGGACUUUCGCGACCGCGAGGGGGACGCGGCUAUCGGGCGCAAGACCCUCGCGCUCAUCCUUCCGCAGGGUGUCGGCCGCUGGUCGCUCGCCGCGCUCCUCUACGCUUGGACGACCGCCCUCGUGUGGUUCUGGCUCCCGCCGGCCGGUUUCAGCCUCCUCCUCUACGUCCUCGCGACCGCCGCUACCUAUCUAUUCGUUACGGAUUACACCGAGGAGUCUGACCGCCGCGCAUACUGGUGGUACAACAUGUGGCUCAUCUCCUGCCACGCGCUGCCGAUUUUCCAUCGCAUUCGCAGCGCGGCCGUGUGA